Messenger RNA from Talaromyces atroroseus, 435 nucleotides. Its product is annotated as NADH-ubiquinone oxidoreductase subunit, mitochondrial. Gene Ontology annotation, biological process: electron transport coupled proton transport; mitochondrial respiratory chain complex I assembly; aerobic respiration. Gene Ontology annotation, molecular function: 4 iron, 4 sulfur cluster binding; quinone binding; NADH dehydrogenase (ubiquinone) activity. The coding region runs from base 1 to 435 and encodes 144 amino acids. The record is from RefSeq and is a predicted model, not a curated record. Lineage: Eukaryota; Fungi; Ascomycota; Eurotiomycetes; Eurotiales; Trichocomaceae. The transcript has a single exon.
AUGGUCAGCUGGGCUAGAAAUGGUUCUCUAUGGCCACUCUCAUUUGGUCUUGCAUGCUGCAGCAUUGAAAUGAUGCACGUCUCGAUGCCACGAUAUGAUCAAGAUCGCCUUGGAAUUAUCUUUCGUGCCUCCCCUCGCCAAGCCGAUGUGAUGAUUGUCGCCGGCACCGUGACAAACAAAAUGGCAUCAGCGGUUCGCCAAUGUUACGAUCAAAUGCCUGAUCCGAAAUGGGUUAUUAGCAUGGGCAGCUGUGCAAAUAGCGGAGGAUACUAUCACUACAGCUACAGUGUUGUGAGGGGCGUUGACAGAAUCGUGCCGGUCGACAUCUAUGUCCCAGGCUGUCCGCCGACUAGUGAGGCUUUGCUAUAUGGCAUGUUUCAGCUGCAAAAGAAGAUCCGGCGCACAAAGGUUACUAGGAUGUGGUAUCGAAAAUAA